AUGACAGGCGCGAACCUUUCCCCGACUCUCCGAUCACCAGAGGCGUCUCUGUUUCACCUGAGAUAUCGCUCAUUGAUCAAACAGAAAGUACCCAGUUCACUCUUCUACCCCAAGCUACAGUUUAAAACUCGGUUCAGGGUGACUGCCCGGAAAUGGUCGUCGCCGAUGGAAGGCUUAAGCCAAGAGAUGAACACCAUUGCUUCCCAGAACCUAGAUCACGCUCCUGCAAGGAGACGAGUUCGAUCGGCAUUCAUCGACGUGCAUAAACAACUUGACCACUGCUUGUUCAAGAUGGAUCAUGCUGGCGUCAGAACAGAGGAGUGGUAUGGAAGGAAUUCAAGGGGUAUGGAAAUUUUCUGUAAAAGCUGGUUGCCAAAAUCAGGUGAUCAAAUCAAAGCUGCUUUAUGUUUUUGCCAUGGCUACGGAAGUACUUGCACAUUCUUCUUUGAAGGUAUUGCUAGGAGAAUUGCUCAAUCUGGGUAUGCUGUAUAUGCAGUAGACUAUCCAGGAUUUGGCCUUUCUGAAGGGUUGCAUGGUUACAUCUCAGACUUUGAUGAGUUGGUGAAUGAUGUUAUUGAACAAUUUACUAGUAUCAAAGGGAGAUCUGAAGUGAAAGAUUUGCCCUUUUUUGUAAUGGGGGAGUCGAUGGGUGGUGCUGUGGCACUAAAGAUUCAUCUCAAGGAACCACAGAAAUGGGACGGAGUGAUCCUUGUAGCUCCAAUGUGUAAAAUUGCAGAUGAUGUAAUGCCUCCAGCUAUAGUUCUGAAGCUAUUAGCCUUCAUGUCUGAAGUUUUGCCCGAGGCAAAACUCUUUCCACAGAAAGAUAUAGCUCAUCUAAGCUACAGACAGUCCGAAAAGAGGAAAACGGCUGGUUACAAUGUGAUUUCUUACAAGGAUCAAAUGCGAUCAAAAACAGCUGUAGAACUUCUGAAGGCCACUAAAGAUAUUGAAACGCACUUGGAUAAGGUUUCAUCCCCAUUGCUAAUUCUUCAUGGAGAAGCAGAUAAGGUGACAGACCCUGCAGUGAGCCGGUUGCUUUAUGAAAAGGCAUCUAGCAAAGAUAAGACUUUGAAGGUCUAUCAAGAUGGUUAUCACUGCAUUCUUCAAGGGGAGCCUGAUGACACAAUUUUCACAGUCCUUAAUGACAUUGUUACCUGGCUCAAUUCCCGGUGCUUUCCAAACUAAUAUGUACCUUCAUUUCUAGAAUUCUAGUCCUCCUUGUAUUUUGCAGCAGCAUUAUCUCUUGAGCAUUAUGAUACAUUGCCUCUUUUUACUAAUCCUGGUAAAAGAUGAUAAUAUCAAGAAUUACAGCUCAAAAGUUUGGACUUCUGAGGCACCCAUUGUAACUUCUGUACAUUGGCCUUGAAGCUAUAUUAGUUAUUUCCAAAAUCUCACACCAUGGCUGAAAAUGUAGUAAAUUUUCAGAUAAUCUAGAGUUUCAGAAUAUAAACUCCCAAGUCCAGAAUGGUCUCCAACCAGUGGAGUAGCUAUGUCACAAGUAGCUAAUAUAACUCGAUUUCGAAAUUUCAGAGCUACAAAAUACUGUAGGUAUCAGUUACCCCGCCAGUGGCAAAAAUUAGGACUCUAUAAAUAUAGACUGGUAGAAAAAGAAUUUAGGGCAU
Molecule: messenger RNA, 1622 nt
Organism: Argentina anserina (silverweed cinquefoil)
Lineage: Eukaryota; Viridiplantae; Streptophyta; Magnoliopsida; Rosales; Rosaceae
Product: caffeoylshikimate esterase-like
Exons: 8
Coding region: 1-1185 (394 amino acids)
Cellular component (GO): membrane
Molecular function (GO): lipase activity
Source: RefSeq, a predicted model, not a curated record